This is a messenger RNA of Ictidomys tridecemlineatus (thirteen-lined ground squirrel), 4382 nucleotides long. NCBI's taxonomy places the organism in Eukaryota, Metazoa, Chordata, Mammalia, Rodentia, Sciuridae. The record is from RefSeq and is a predicted model, not a curated record.
CAGAAGUAGAGUCACCAGACUGGGGUUCAGAUCCAUUCCUGCCCCUCACUAGCUGUUUGGGCAGCCGACCUAAACUCUCUGAGCUCUGUUUAUUGACUGUAAACCCAGCCUAACAGGACCUAGUGAGGAGGGACUGCAGACAGGUGUUAGUUAAGGUCGCAAGUGUGGUUUAGCAGUCUCAGUCCCCACCCAAGCACUGCCUUGGGGAUUAGACCGUGACCUCCCAGCACCUGCUAAGACUCACAGGGUUUGAAAGGAAUAGGAGACCACCCCCCUCAUUCCUGGGGAGAUGUCAGUUCACCCAAUUGGAAACUGAAUGUCAAAUGAAAUGGUGCCAGAAUACUGUCACUGCAUCUAGUAUCUUGGACAGAGCAUCAGUACCAGUGAGUGGGUGAUGAGAGUUUGGGGGCACUAGCUUGGGAAGGUUUCCUGGAGGAAAUGACCUCGAACAAGGUCAUGACUAUCUUGGACCUGUUUUUCUGGGUGCCAGGCAGCGUGAAGGGCUGGGUUGCGGGAAGUGAAGGGCACAGUGCCCCCUUGGGGGAGUAGCUAUACUGGGAGGCAGACUGGCAUGCAGAGCUGGCAGUGACAGGAAAGCCUGGCAUUAGGGAGAGGAAGAGAGAAGUGGGCAGGGCUGUGGCAGAGACAGGGGACAAGCCAUGAUGGGCUGGAAAGGCCUGGCAGUGGAUGACUCUGGUCCCAGGAGGCUCUUCAUAUGAGGAGAGAGGAGCAGCACGUGUCAGGGACUGGGGCAGAAGUGGGAGUCUGAGGGGAGGCACAGACCCUCCUCAUAAACACGGAGGAGCUGGCUGCAGUUCCAAAACUGUUUGCACAUACUUUGUUCUCUUUGAUCAGAAACGGGGGCCCUGUGAACUUCUUAAAUCCAGGGGUAUGCCCCAGCAGGCGGAGGGGAAGGGAAGGAAUGCUAACUGGUACAAAGAGACAUUCACAAACACCAGUUAGGAACCAUACCCUGUGCUAGUUCUUUCCCAAAAUUUCACCUCUCCCAGUACCAUUCGAGGUUCGCCUCAGCCCCGUUCUGCUGAAGAGGAAUUCAUGUGCAGAUUGGCCUUCUGGUGACCCCCAAGAGUGGGAGCCAGGAGGAGAACACUGGUGGAGGAGGUGGUACCAGUGGCCAGUGGCACAGCUGGAGGUGACGAUGGGGGUGCCUCGGGGCGCCCCCUGACCAAAGCUCAGCCUGGGCAUCGAAGCUACAACCUUCAGGAGAGAAGACGCAUUGGGAGUAUGACCGGGGCAGAGCAAGCACUGCUGCCCCGUGUCCCCACUGAUGAAAGUGAGGCCCAGACGCUAGCCACGGCUGACCUUGACCUCAUGAAGAGUCACAGGUUUGAGGAUGUUCCUGGGGUGCGACGGCAUUUGGUACGGAAGAACGCCAAAGGGUCUGUGCAGAGUGUGCGGGAAGGGCGAGAGCCCGGCCCCACGCCUCGGGCCCGACCCCGGGCCCCCCACAAGCCCCAUGAGGUGUUUGUGGAGUUGAAUGAGUUGCUGCUGGACAAAAACCAGGAGCCUCAGUGGCGGGAGACAGCCCGUUGGAUCAAAUUUGAGGAGGACGUGGAGGAGGAGACCGAGCGCUGGGGGAAGCCCCAUGUGGCCUCACUCUCCUUUCGCAGUCUCCUGGAGCUCCGCCGGACCCUGGCCCAUGGAGCUGUGCUCUUGGAUCUGGACCAGCAGACCCUGCCUGGGGUGGCCCACCAAGUAGUAGAGCAGAUGGUCAUCUCCGACCAGAUCAAGGCCGAGGACAGGGCCAAUGUGCUGCGGGCCCUUCUGUUGAAACACAGCCACCCGAGUGAUGAGAAGGACUUCUCCUUCCCCCGUAACAUCUCAGCUGGCUCCUUGGGCUCCCUGCUAGGGCAUCACCAUCCCCAGGGGGCUGAGAGUGACCCACACGUCACUGAGCCUCUCAUUGGUGGUGUUCCUGAGACCCGGCUGGAGGUGGAUCGAGAGCGUGAACUGCCACCUCCAGCCCCACCAGCUGGCAUCAUUCGUUCCAAGUCUAAGCAUGAGCUAAAGCUGCUAGAGAAGAUCCCUGAGAAUGCCGAGGCUACCGUGGUCCUCGUGGGCUGUGUGGAGUUCCUCUCCCGCCCCACCAUGGCCUUCGUGCGGCUACGGGAGGCUGUAGAACUGGAUGCAGUGUUGGAGGUGCCUGUGCCCGUGCGUUUCCUCUUUCUGCUGCUGGGCCCCAGCAGCGCCAACAUGGACUACCACGAGAUCGGCCGCUCUAUCUCCACCCUCAUGUCCGACAAGCAAUUCCAUGAGGCAGCCUAUCUGGCAGAUGAACGGGAUGACCUGCUGACUGCCAUCAAUGCCUUCCUGGACUGCAGCGUGGUGCUCCCCCCCUCGGAAGUACAGGGCGAGGAACUCCUGCGUUCUGUCGCUCACUUCCAGCGCCAGAUGCUCAAGAAACGGGAAGAGCAGGGCCGGCUGCUGCCCCCAGGAUCUGGGCUGGAGCCCAAGUCUGCCCAAGAUAAGGCACUCCUGCAGAUGGUGGAGGUGGUAGGUGCAGCUGAAGAUGAUCCCCUUCGUCGGACGGGCCGGCCCUUCGGGGGCCUGAUCCGUGAUGUGAAGCGUCGCUAUCCCCACUACCUGAGUGACUUCCGAGAUGCACUUGACCCCCAGUGUCUGGCUGCCGUCAUCUUCAUCUAUUUUGCUGCUCUGUCUCCUGCCAUCACCUUUGGGGGGCUGCUGGGAGAGAAGACGCAGGAUCUGAUAGGCGUGUCAGAGCUGAUCAUGUCCACAGCGCUCCAGGGUGUGAUCUUCUGUCUGCUGGGGGCUCAGCCAUUAUUGGUGAUUGGCUUCUCGGGCCCCCUGCUGGUCUUUGAGGAAGCCUUCUUCUCGUUCUGUAGUAGCAACCAGCUGGAGUACCUGGUGGGCCGCGUGUGGAUUGGCUUCUGGCUGGUGCUCUUGGCCCUGCUCAUGGUGGCCCUGGAGGGGAGCUUCCUGGUCCGCUUUGUCUCCCGCUUCACCCAGGAGAUCUUCGCCUUCCUUAUCUCCCUCAUUUUCAUCUAUGAGACCUUCUACAAGCUGGUCAAGAUCUUCCAGGAGCAUCCCCUCCACGGCUGUUCAGUCUCCAAUAGCUCAGAGGCAGACAGCGACAAUAUAACGUGGGCCAGAGCAACAACCACACUGGGACCAGGCAAUGGGAGCUUGGCUGGGCAGUCUGGGCAAGGGAGACCCCGGGGCCAGCCCAACACAGCCCUGCUGUCACUGGUGCUCAUGGCUGGCACCUUCUUCAUUGCCUUCUUCCUACGCAAAUUCAAGAAUAGCCGGUUCUUCCCCGGCCGGAUACGGCGGGUGAUUGGGGACUUUGGGGUGCCCAUCGCAAUCCUCAUCAUGGUGCUUGUGGAUUACAGUAUUGAGGACACCUACACCCAGAAGCUGAGUGUGCCCAGUGGAUUCUCAGUGACAGCUCCAGAAAAGCGGGGCUGGGUCAUCAACCCCCUGGGGGAGAAGAGUCCCUUCCCUGUGUGGAUGAUGAUUGCCAGCCUGCUGCCUGCCGUCCUGGUCUUCAUCCUCAUCUUCAUGGAGACGCAGAUCACCACGCUGAUCAUCUCUAAGAAGGAGCGAAUGCUGCAGAAGGGCUCUGGCUUCCACCUGGACCUGCUGCUCAUCGUAGCCAUGGGUGGCAUCUGUGCCCUCUUUGGCCUGCCCUGGUUGGCUGCUGCCACUGUCCGCUCUGUCACUCAUGCCAACGCACUCACUGUCAUGAGCAAGGCUGUGGCGCCGGGGGACAAGCCCAAGAUUCAGGAGGUCAAAGAACAGCGGGUUACAGGCCUGCUGGUGGCCCUGCUUGUGGGCCUUUCCAUGGUUAUCGGGGAUCUGCUCCGGCAGAUCCCCCUGGCUGUGCUCUUUGGAAUUUUCCUGUACAUGGGAGUCACUUCCCUUAAUGGGAUCCAGUUCUAUGAACGGUUGCACCUGCUGCUCAUGCCACCCAAACACCAUCCAGACGUCACCUACGUCAAAAAGGUUCGGACCCUGCGAAUGCACGUGUUCACAGCUCUGCAGCUGCUCUGCCUGGCCCUGCUCUGGGCUGUUAUGUCCACAUCCGCCUCCCUGGCCUUCCCCUUCAUCCUCAUUCUCACAGUACCACUGCGCAUGGUGGUGCUCACCCGUAUCUUCACCGAGCGAGAGAUGAAAUAUCUGGACGCUAAUGAGGCGGAGCCAGUGUUUGAUGAGCGCGAGGGUGUGGACGAAUACAAUGAGAUGCCCAUGCCUGUGUAGCUGCUGCCCAGGGACUGAAUGAUGGACAGAGGGAAUGGGCUGGUGGGAUGGGUUUCCCCUCCCCCUCCCAGUUUUUAUUUAAGUGAAUAAUUUAAAGUCCCCUUCUCCCCACCCCUGCAGUAAAGUGCUUCGGCCCCCACCUA